Neoarius graeffei (lesser salmon catfish) is the source of this 2409-nucleotide messenger RNA. RefSeq names its product ciliated left-right organizer metallopeptidase. Gene Ontology annotation, biological process: cell adhesion; proteolysis. The transcript is spliced from 16 exons. Gene Ontology annotation, molecular function: metalloendopeptidase activity. The record is from RefSeq and is a predicted model, not a curated record. Bases 1 to 2409 code for a protein of 802 amino acids. Lineage: Eukaryota; Metazoa; Chordata; Actinopteri; Siluriformes; Ariidae. Gene Ontology annotation, cellular component: cytoplasm; membrane.
AUGACACCUUUUCCAAACCCCAUUUUUCUUCAUCUGCUGUUGAUGCCAUGUGCAUGGGGAAAAUGCAUCUUUGAUGAGGUGCAAAGUUCAAUCCGGGUGCUGUCUCCUCCAGACAAUCAACCAAGCCCUUCAGAUUGGGCCUUCAAAGAUGAUGUGAAGCAUAAGGUGUCUGUCAAUGAACAAGAAGAUUGGCUGACGCAUGUUCAGAUCCCGAACCAUCCGAAUACCAUAUCAUAUUAUUCUCCAUCCCAAAGAUCUAAAAGGAUGGUCAGGAAUAGGAUUAAAGCCAUUCAUAAACCACAGCCAAUUAGGAUUAAGACAUGGACUCCGCCAGACAGCCCUGUCCUCUCACAGUGGGAAACAGAGAGACUGGAAGCAGCUAUCAGUGAGGCAAUCAGCACAGUGUCUAAAUUACUCGCAGUAUGGAGGGUCAGCAGGAAGCUUCUGUUGAACAGAGAUACCAAUAAGUACUGCCGCUUCAUCUGGAGGAACAGCAGCUCUGCCAACUUCAACAAAUGUGGCAGAGCCAGUGAUAACUAUCAGGCUGAGAGCUGUCUGGGUGUGACUAUCCCAGAUGACCACCUGAGUGGCUGUGUUAUUUACCCUCAUCCUGACCAGCCAGACCUGAAAGUGAUAAAACCAGAUGGGGUGGGAAUUCCUGACACAGAUGUCCUACUUUAUGUGAAAGUUCAAAGCACUGAUAAAUGCAGAGCUGAUUCUAGCAUACUGGCCUAUUCAGCUCAUUGUCAGAGUGAUUCAGAGGGGCGACCGGUGGCUGGCGUUAUGAUCAUUUGCAGGGAGCCACUAAGCAUUGAGGGAUUCAGUCAUGAACACACGGUGCAGACUGUGAUCCAUGAGUUGUUGCAUGUGCUGGGUUUCAGUAAAGAACUCUUCAGCAAGUGGACAGACCGUUCCCUCUACUCCCAGAGCAUAGACUCCUUUUAUCAUGGUCACGUGAUUCACACUGAUGAGUCUGGACAGAUGAGGCUCUACACUCCUAAUGUGAAUAAGGCUUUACACACACACCUCAACACCACACACACUGACUUGGGUGCUCCACUAGAAAAUCAGGAUGCUGAUUCUCAUGGUUUCUCCUCACACUGGGAGGCUCGAGUUCUGCAAGGUUCCAUUAUGGCAUCCGUGUUGGCAGAACCGCCUCUGGUUCGGAUUGAUGUCAUCACUCUCUCAGCCCUCCAAGACACCGGCUGGUACUCAGUCAACCUCAGCCAAGCCCAGAACUUGCUUUGGGGAGAGAAUGAAGGUGCUUUCUUUGGGUCUGUUUCCACCUGUAAGAGGUCCUCAACCUUCUUCUGUACUGGCAGUGGAUUUGGUUGCCAUUAUCUUCACCUCCACAAGGGGGUGUGCCAGAGUGAUCAGUAUUUGGAGGGAUGUCGAAUUUACAAACCUUUAGCCAAUGGUAGUGAAUGUUGGAAAGAAAAGAAUGAGACAGGGAGUGGAACAGAGGUGUGGAGCGGAGAGAUUUUUCACACAGACAGCCGCUGUUUUCUCUCAAACAUUAUCAGAGAGGACCAUUUCUCCUUCAACACCUCUGUAUCAGGCCGCUGUUACAGGCACAGGUGCACUGGAAGGAAUAGGUACCAGAUCCAGGUGCUGGGUUCUGAUUGGCUGGACUGCCCACCUGGGAGGAGCAUCAAGGUGUUUGGAUAUCGGGGUGCCAUUUUCUGCCCUGACAAUAGAUUAUGUCAUUACCCUGAUAUAGCUCCUCCCACUUCACUGCACAAGCCCCUCCCCUCACUUCUGCUUCUCACUACACCUCCAUCUCGUCUCCUGUCUGAAGAGUGGCUGCGGUGUUCGAUCUGUCUGGAUGUGUUCACUGAUCCACUCACCACUUCAUGUGGGCACAACUUCUGUAAGAGCUGCCUUACACAGUGCUGGGAGAAGAGUCUACACUGUUACUGUCCAUUAUGUAAAGAGAAAUUCACCAAGAAACCUGAACUGAAGAUUAAUACAACACUGAGAGAGGUUGCAGAUCUCUUCAAGAAGAAACGUGGGGUUCUUUGUGAUGUCUGCACUGGAGAGAAGCUGAAGGCCCUGAAAUCCUGUCUGGAUUGUGUUCUGACUUUGCGUAAAUCUCAUUUAGAACCUCAUAAUCAUGUUCCAAGACUUAAGGAACACAAAUUAAUAAACCCUGUGGAGAACCUGGAGGACUACAUAUGCCAGAAACAUGAGAGACCUCUGGAGCUGUUCUGUCGAGAUGAUCAGACCCCUCCACACACCACGAACUGGACUGAGAUCAGGAUUAACACUGAUCUGAGUGGGGACACUGUGAGGAGAGCGCUGUCUCAGCUUAAGCAGACUCUGAAUGAGAAACUCACGAAAACACUCGAAGACAAGUUAAAGGAAGCAGUUUCCACAGAACUGAACAGGAUUCAGCAGUAUGCAAACUGA